GUUCUGGACCUUGAAGUCCAGUCCUUACCCCUUGUCCUGACUACCUCUUUCUUUGCUGGCUUCAUCCUUGCUGUAUUUUUCUGCUAUUCAUCCACUUGAGAGCUAUUUCAUUUGCUGCUGAUCAUUUGGGCCCUGCUCUCUUUAUUCUCAGCUCAGCAGUUAUUUGAGGGACUUGUGGACAUGAACUGAAGACGCCUGAGGUUUAGCUGUGAGACAAAGCGAAACACUGUCCUGUUUAUUAACAUUCAGAAACGUGCAGUAAAAAGCAAACUUAGAAGACACCCAUGAUGUCUUUACCUUUCUACCAAAGACACCAUGAGCACUAUGACCGUGCGUACCGCCAUAAAGCACUGCAGUCCACUGUAAGCCAGUACCAAAAGGAAACAAAGGGCAAAUCUGCCGUCUAUGCUCAAGGAUCUACAGCCUACGCUAGGGGCUCUGCAGCCUAUCGCCAUGCAUCUGCAGCAGACUUCAGCCUUGACUCUUCAGCAGCAUAUAGUCAUGGUUCUUCAGCCUAUGACCUUGAGUCAGCAGCCUACAGCUAUGGAUCUACAGCCUAUGAUCACUCUGCUGCACGAAGUAAAAGAUCUGCUGCCUACAGUCUUGAUUCUGAAUCCCUCAGCAAGAGCUCAGCUGCCUACAGUCAUGGAUCUGAAUCCAUCAACAAGCUGGCUGCAGCCUACAGGCUGGGAUCUGAAGCCUACAGUCUCGGACUGAAAGAUUCCAAUUUAAUGAUUGAAGAUCAAUCCUAUAAGAUGAGUCCCAAAGCAAAGAGAGCAAAACAGCAUUUGGUAUCUGAGGACAAAGAGAACGAAGCCAUAGACUACUCAGUGCCCAUAUUCACAGGACGAGAAGUGAGUAUCAGUGGGAUCACAGACACGGAAGAAGAAAGAAUUAAAGAAAGUGCUGCAUAUGUUGCCAAGAGGAACCUUUUUGCCACAGGUGAAGGAGUUAGUGUCAGCAAAGUGGCCAAGUCAACUUCUGAAGAGGAACAUCAUGAAAAGAAAUCAAGGAAAGUAGCGAUCCGGGAGUCUGCUGAACGUGUGGCCCUGAAGAAAACGCUAGAAGACACUCAGGCAUUCCACAAAAAGUUGAAUCAAGACAAACUUUUACAUCCUCCUGAGUUUAUUAUUGAGCCUCGUUCUCACACCGUCUGGGAAAAGCAAAAUGUCAAAUUUCAUUGUUCUGUGGCUGGCUGGCCAGCACCCCGUGUUACAUGGUACAAAAACAAUGUGCCCAUCAAUGUACAAACUCACCCCGGCAAGUAUAUCAUUCAAAGUCGAUAUGGGCUGCACUCACUGGAGAUUAGCACAUGUGAUUUUGAUGACAUUGCUCAGUAUCGGGCCUCUGCUAUGAAUGUUAAAGGAGAGAUUUCGGCUUAUGCUUCCCUUGUGGUAAAGAGGUACAAAGGAGAAAUUGAUGCAAGUCUUUUAUAUCCUGGAACUGUUUCCAUGCCUCUGGGCCUUGGCGUUAGCCCGCACGGCUAUGCUUCCAGGUUUGAAAUCAGCUUUGUUGACAAGUUUGAUGUAGCCUUUGGGAGAGAAGGCGAGACAAUGAGUCUGGGCUGCACAGUUGUCAUCAGUCCUGAUAUCAAGCGCUUCAAACCAGACAUCGAAUGGUACAGAAAUGGCGUCCUUAUUACACCAUCCAAGUGGGUCCAGAUGCACUGGAGCGGGGAGCGAGCUUCAUUAACACUAACUCAUGCAAACAAGGAAGAUGAAGGUCUUUACACUCUACGAGUGGUGAUGGGAGACUACUAUGAAGAGUACAGUAGUUAUGUCUUUGUUCGAGAUGCUGAUGCUGAAAUCCCUGGAGCCCCUGGCGCACCACUAGACGUGCAGUGCUUAGAUGCCAACAAAGAUUAUGUCAUUGUCUCCUGGAAGCAACCCGCUGUCGAUGGAGGAAACCCCAUCCUCGGAUAUUUCAUUGACAGGUGUGAGGUUGGCACCACUCACUGGACCCAGUGCAAUGAGACUCCUGUGAAGUUUGCUCGUUUUCCUGUCACUGGUCUUAUUGAAGGCCGUUCCUACAUUUUCCGAGUCCGAGCUGUGAACAAAGCUGGCAUUAGCUUACCAUCCCGAGUGUCAGAGCCUGUGGCUGCUCUGGAUCCUGCUGACAGAGCCAGGCUUAGAAGUCACCCUUCCGCUCCAUGGACUGGACAGAUUAUUGUCACUGAGGAAGAACCUACAGAGGGUGUUGUUCCUGGUCCACCUACAGACCUCCAAGUUAUUGAAGCCACCAAGAACUAUGUUGUGCUUAGCUGGAAACCUCCUGGGCAGCGUGGCCAUGAGGGUAUCAUGUACUUUGUGGAAAAGUGCAUUGCUGGCACAGAGGACUGGCAAAGGGUGAACACUGAGAUCCCCGUGAAGUCUCCUCGCUUUGCAGUUUUUGAUUUGGUUGAAGGCAAAUCCUACUGCUUCCGAGUUCGCUGUUGCAAUUCAGCUGGAAUUGGUGAACCUUCAGAAGCAACUGAAGCCACUGUAGUGGAUGACAAACUCGAUAUUCCCAAACCUCCAGGCCGUAUAAUGCCCACUAGGAAUACAGAUACCUCAGUUGUUGUCACUUGGACAGAGCCCCCAGAUGCCAAGGAGCUGGUUGGGUACUACAUUGAGUCAAGUGUAGUGGGAUCUGGUCGUUGGGAACCAUGCAACAACAAUCCAGUGAAAGGCACAAGAUUCAUUUGCCAUGGGCUUGUCAAUGGUGAGAAGUACAUUUUCAGAGUCAGAGCUGUUAAUGCAGCAGGACUCAGCGAAUUUUCACAGGAUUCGGAGCCUAUAGAAGUGCAAGCAGCCAUUGGGGGAGGAUUGCUUCAUGGUGUGUGUCCUGAACUGAGUGGUAACGCUGGUGGACUAACAGACCGCACUACCAGCUGGGAAGGCAUGCAUGAGUCCUCCCAGCCUAUCUUUGACACAGAAGCUUUGCUAAAAUGCAAUGCUAAAUUUAAUAGAGACACAAUACCCAGUAGCUCUGACAAACUGGGGAGUACAGGAGACAAUAACAUGAGAGAAAUGGUUAAGGACACUGUUGCUUCUGCACCACAAAAAGUUGCUGCUAAGCAGGCAAGUAAGUCUCAACCCGGGGAUCUUUUGACACUGCAAAAGGUGACAAAGAAGAAAGAUAUAGCUGCUCCAUCUCCACCUUAUGACAUCAUGGUACUUGAGAGUGUUCGUGACUCGAUGGUAUUAGGAUGGAAACAACCUAAAGUCACUGGUGGAACUGAAAUUACCGGCUACUAUGUGAACUAUCGUGAAGUGGUUGAUGGAGUUCCUGGGAAAUGGAUGGAGGCCAACAUUAAGGCCAUCAGCGAGAGGGCAUACAGGAUUCAAAACCUGAAGGAAAACAUGGUGUACCAGUUCCAGGUGGCUGCAGCUAACCUGGCUGGGGUUGGGACACCCUCCCUACCCAGCCAGCCCUUCAAAUGUGAAGAAUGGACCAUUGCUGUACCUGGGCCACCCCAUGAUGUCACAUGCACAGAAGUUAGGAAGGACUCUUUGGUUUUACUGUGGAAGGAACCAGUUUAUACUGGUCGUAGUCCCAUAGCUGGUUAUUAUGUUGAUAUGAAGGAAACUGAAGCAAAGGAGGAACAUUGGAGAAGUGUCAAUGAGAAGCCACUUAAAAAGAAAUUCUUGAAGAUAGGUGGCCUAAAAGAAGGUGUGAGCUAUGUGUUUCGUGUGCGGGCGACAAACCAGGCUGGUGUUGGGAAACCAUCAGAUGUCACAGAUCCUGUCAUAGCUGAAACACGACCAGGAACCAAGGAAAUGGUGGUUGAUGUAGAUGACAAUGGAGUAAUUUCCUUGAACUUUGAAUGUGAUCAGAUGUCUCCAAACUCUAAGUUUGUUUGGUCCAAGAAUUACGAACCGAUUGAGGAUGACUCUCGGCUGAACGUUGACUCCAAAGGCGGAAAGUCAAAAGCUAUCUUUAAGGAUCUUGGAGAAGAUGAUUUGGGAACUUACUCUUGUGUUGUUACAGACACUGAUGGAGUUUCAUCGAGCCACACAAUUGAUGAGGAAGAAAUGAAACGCCUGCUUGCUCUGAGCCACGAACGCAAAUUCCCAACUGUCCCACUUGUCUCUGAGUUGGCAGUGGAAAUUUUGGAAAAAGGACAAGUGAGAUUCUGGUUGCAAGCUGAAAAACUGUCUGGCAAUGCAAAGGCCAACUUUGUAUUUAAUGAUAAAGAGAUUUUCAAUGGAGAGAAAUAUAAAAUGAAGGUGGACCAGAAGACUGGCCUUGUUGAGAUGAUUAUGGAUAAACUUGAGGACAAGGAUGAAGGGACUUACACUUUCCAACUGCAGGAUGGAAAAGCAACCAACCAAUCCAGCCUUGUCCUCAUCGGUGAUGUAUUCAAGAAGCUACAGGAUGAAGCAGAUUUCCAGAGAAAAGAGUGGCACAGGAAACAAGGUCCUCAUUUUGUGGAUAAACUGGGAUGGGAAGUUACCGAUGACUGUAACGUGAUGUUGAAAUGUAAGGUGGCUAAUAUCAAGAAGGAAACACACAUUGUAUGGUACAAAGAUGACAGGGAGAUAAUGGUAGAUGAAGAACAUGACUUUAAAGAUGGCGUGUGUACUCUGCUGAUAUCGGAGUUUUCUAAGAAAGAUGCUGGCACUUAUGAAGUCAUACUGAAGGACGACAGAGGAAAGGACUCCAGUGAGCUAAAGCUCAAGGACACAGCUUUUGCAGAUCUGAUGAAUGAAGUAUGCAGAAGGAUUGCUUUAUCUGCAACAGACCUGAAAAUCCAGAGCACGGCUGAGGGUAUCAGACUGUACUCCUAUGUUACUUAUUAUGUGGAAGAUCUAAGAGUAGGCUGGGUGCACAACGGUACCCAGAUUAGGUUUACAGACCGAGUGAAGACUGGUGUCACCGGGGAGCAGAUCUGGUUGCAGAUCAAUGAGCCAACUCCACAGGACAAAGGGAAAUACACAAUGGAACUCUUUGAUGGUAAAACAGCACACAAAAAGACAGUGGAUCUUUCCGGACAAGCAUUUGAUGAAGCCUUUGCUGAGUUCCAGAGAUUAAAGCAAGCUGCGAUUGCAGAGAAAAAUCGUGCACGGGUACUUGGAGGUUUGCCCGAUGUUGUCACCAUCCAGGAGGGCAAGGCACUUAAUCUUUCUUGCACUGUCUGGGGAGAUCCUACCCCAGAGGUCUCAUGGCUGAAGAAUGAAAAAACAUUUGUAUCAGAUGCUAAUUGCACCCUGAAAUUUGAAUCUGGAAAAAAUGUCAGCUUUACCAUUUCUACUGUGUCCACACUCGACUCUGGGAAAUACAGCAUCGUGGUGAAGAACAAGUAUGGCACAGAGACCAGCGAUGUCACUGUGAUUGUGAUUUCUGUGUCAGCACAGACUGACACAGUCCAAGGACAUGAUCAGAAUAAUAUAAGUGUAUCUAAAAAGAAAAAAACAAUGACGGCAAACAAACGGAAGGAAGGGGAAAAGAAAGAUUUUAUUAAGCCACAUGUAGAAGAAAUUAUUGCUACAGAAGAGGCACCUGAUCCAAAUGAAAUCCCCCCUGUGGAAACAGAAAAGGAUACAAAAAGCAACCAGCGAGCAGCAAAGACGACCGAUGGAACGGCAGCAGUAGCAGAAAUGGUUCCUCAGCCCACAGAAAGCUUGGAUAGGCAGGGAAAGAAACCACUGGGAAAAAGCCUUGAGUAAAACCCACUGUUCUUGAAGGAAGAAUGUGAUCUUGUCAUGAUCUGGAUAAUAAAUUCAAGCUGAGAUUUCAUGGGUGGUAGACUAGGCAUAAUAUUUUAACGCAGAAGUUUGUUAGUGGUUUUUUUUGUAACAUUUGUAAUACCUCAUAACUUUAAAUGCAUAGUAGACGGGCACUUAUGGACUCGGUACCAGAUUAGUUGCACUGCAGUCAUUUCUAAGUAUCUUAAUAAUGAUCCAUGUACCGAUGAGGUGAUUUUAAUUACUAAAAAAUGUCCAUGAUAAGCAGAGGUUAUUAGAGUGAAUCCUGUCCAGAACUGACAUAUUUACUACUCUGUAAAAGAAUGUUGGUAUCGGUAUAUGCGGCUCUGUUACUGGAUAUUUGUAGGCCAUCACAGCUUGAGGCAGACCCCACUUACUUUCUUAAGGAAACCAUACAUACUGUCCUCUUAAUGCCAUGUGGGCUGUACUUUUCACCAGGACCAAUUUGGCCACAGGGGAAUCUCCAGAAACAGAACCAUCUCCAAUGGAUGCAGAGGGGGCAUAAGUAGGUUUUCUUUUUAUCCAAGUUUCUGUCAUGCAUACCUGUUUCAUCAGGUGGAUCAGGAUGACAUCUGGCCAUUUCUUAUCACCGAGACGCACAUGACUGCUCUUCAGUGCUCUCCACUUCCUUAAUUCCCGGCUGGCCUUGGUGAGGUACUACGGAUAUGGCGUUAACCUAUGAAGUAGCAACUACCCCACAUGCUCAUUUCUCUCCACCCUUUUUUGCUACAGUAAUCAUAUUUCUGCUUCCAAGACCCCCUAAACCCACUGUCCUCCUUCCCCUCAGUGACUCAGCCCAACACUUUCCCUUCUUCCCCUCACUAGAUCAGACCCACGGGUUUCUUGUAAGAGAGUGUAGCUUCAUCUUCCAUGUAACUGAGGGAUAAAUUUAAACCAAGAAUCUCUGCUUUAAAUCAUUACUGUGCUCACUCACGUUCAUUACUGUGUUCACUCACAUGUUUAUGUACUGAGGAUAUAAGAAAAUAUGACUUGUUUGUGGAUGCUUAGAUACAUUCGAAGAAGCAGAGUUCAAGCUGAAAAACAAACCAAUAAAGGUUAGAAUUUAUUUUGUUAAUAUGCAAACUGAGUUCAAUUUUUAAGUGACCAGAAAUUAUUAAAUACAAGAAAUAAAAAUAAGAUAUUUUAAUUACUAGGAAAAUACUUUUAGUGAUUUCAAGUCUUAGAAGGCUCAAUCAUAUUAUAUUGUUUUUUUCCAGAUGGAUUAUUGAUGAAAGAUUACUGAACUCUGCCGAUAUUUCUAGGGUGUUAGAUCUAUGACAAAUGCGGAAAUAUUGAAAAAACAAGAAGUAUCUGUUUCUAAUCCACCCUUAUAGAAUUGUUAGCAUGAGAAAACAAAGAAUCUUAUUAGCAUUUAAAUGUGUAACACCUGAGACACUGAUAUCUCUGAUGGAAAGAAAUCCAUUUCCUUCCAGUAGAACUCCAACAGGAGUCUAUUCAACUCUCUUUAAAACCAACAGAAAGAUUCCUGCUGGAUGAAAUACUAGAUAGCAUGCUCAUGUGGAUGCAAUUAGAGUAAUAACAUUUCUGUAAACAAGGUAAAGGAUUUAAAUAGUUUGGAUGGUCCAUGCUGAGUGACAGAAAGAUGUAGGAUGCAAUAGAGAAAAAAUUAUGCAAAUAAAAAUAUUGACUGCUACACAAAAAAGUAGUGGGAGAAAGAAAAUACAGACUGAACUACAACAAAAAUCAUCCUACUAGACUUAGGUACUGUUGGACACAUAGAGCUUGAUUCAGUUCUACAUUACAUCUUGUUCUACACCUCCGCAUUAUAGUUUAAAUUAGUAGAAAACCAGGAGUAGCCCAGCAGCGAACGACGCAAGCGUAGGUCCCACACAGAAACGCAGUAAGGAGCAUUUCCAAGGCAGGAGACUUUUUAAAUGAGAACCUUAAUGCAUGUAGAUUCUCAAGCAACUGUUACAGAAAAUGAUAAAUAUCUACAGACGUGCGAUUACCUCACUCUGCCAGGGAGUUACAGAGUCUGGCCUUUCGAAAUGUUACAAAGCCACCGGUUGUUUCACACAACUCUUAACUCUUCUUUGCCGUGGCAAUUAUUUCAACCUGCCUUACCUCUCUAAAAAUCCAUCACCUCUUACAGCUCCUUCGGCUUGGGAGCCAUUCCCCUACAGACACCAAGGGCAGUCUGUAAGUUACAUACAGAACAGAUCGUACCCCUGAGAGCCUCAUCCAAUUCCUGCAACAUGCCACAGCGGUCUUUUCAUCAGUUUUAACAGAAAACAAGCCAGAUCUCGGAAGAACAUUCUAAAAAUGUCCCAAACCACAGAUAACUUCACCUCACCGUGAAGUCAACAGCAGAUCUCUCUUUUAUGUCAUUGUAGCAGAAUCAGGUCUUAGCUUUUUGCUGAAAGAAAAAUUGGUAUUUUCCUGAUAUUUCAAUUAAAACCUACUGGAAUUUUUUUUUUUAACUUAAACUAGAAUGCACCAGUGUUUGAGGAAGUUUUUAGUUAAAUUUGGGUGGUUCCUCAAAAGCUGGAAAUGCAGUCACAUUAGUAUUGUUCUACUGGAAACUAUAUGCUAUCCAGAAGCAUAGUGUUGUUAUGCGUGGUAAAUGAAAUACACAAAUAAAUGUAUCAAAGAUUAAAAAA
Grus americana (Whooping crane) is the source of this 8308-nucleotide messenger RNA. It is a transcript of the gene MYOM1, whose product is annotated as myomesin 1. The record is from RefSeq and is a predicted model, not a curated record. Bases 285 to 5648 code for a protein of 1787 amino acids. Gene Ontology annotation, molecular function: protein binding. Lineage: Eukaryota; Metazoa; Chordata; Aves; Gruiformes; Gruidae. The transcript is spliced from 41 exons.